AUGACCGAUCGCGCACAACGGCCCUCUGGGCUACGAGCUGUGGCUAAUAACGCGCCGUGGGUUUUGCUGACCGCGGAGUCUACUGCGUUUGUACUGCUGGCCCAUUAUUCUCGAGUUAUGCCCCCCGCCGGCGGGAAACGAUACCUUACAUCCACGGCAGUCUUCCUAGUCGAGGUCGUCAAGCUGGCCAUCUCCCUCACAAUGGCUCUCUAUAACGUUUCGAAAACCGCUCCUCCCUCCAUGCCCGCCACAUCCCUAUUCUUCUCCCUAACAAGCGCGGUCUUCACUGGCGAUAGCUGGAAAAUGGCCAUCCCGGCCGGUCUAGACGUCUUGUCCAAUUCGCUUCUCUACAUUGCGCUGUCGAACCUGCGAGCUGCGACGUUCCAAGUUACCUUCCAGCUGAAGUUCCUUACAACGGCGAUCUUUGGUCUCAUGCUUCUGAGACGGAGUAUCGCACCCCGGAAGUGGGGCCUGCUCCUGUUGCUCGUGGUCGGCGUGGCGUUGGUGCAGAUCCCUGAUGCAAGCACCGAGCGGAUGCUGCAGGAUGACCACGCGAACCACUACUUCCCUCGUUCACUGGAGGAAUGGAAGGCUGUCAAGCAAGGCUCUAGCUCUGGCAGUAGUCUGCAAAAGCGGUCUGCAACGUACGAGGGUAUCGAAGAGGAUAUCUUGACCGCUGAUCCGCACCUGAACUCAACUAUCGGCCUCCUUGCAACUAUCGGUGCGGCUUUGGCCUCUGGGCUGGCGAGUACUUACUUUGAGAAAGUGCUCAAGGACAGCUCGAACCACAUCUCGUUGUGGGUUCGCAAUGUGCAAUUGGCUAUUUACUCCAUUUUCCCUGCUCUCUUCAUUGGAAUCGUUUUCCGCGAUGGCGAGAAAAUCGCCGAAGAUGGCUUCUUCCAGGGUUACAAUUGGGCGGUGUGGUCUACCAUUGUUAUCCAGGCCCUUGGUGGGAUUGUCUCAGCCUUCUACGUCAGCCAUGCGCACAAAGAUGCAAGGAGUUUGGCCACAACCGUCAAUAUUAUCCUUAGCAUUAUUGGAAGCAUUUGGCUCUUUGACUUUGAGGUUUCUGCAAGCUUCCUUUUGGGCUCGGCUGCAGUCCUGGUAGCAACCCACUACUACGGAAACCCAAGCUUCACUCCCUCAGUCGGUGGCUCUCGCCCACCUCCAAUUCGCGUCGACACCUACGAAAAGGACGUCGGAGGACCUGGCGGCUCGCCCGUGGCUCCCUCAUCCAACGACUUCUCCAUCAAGCUUCCAAAUACCCCAUUCCUGUCGGACGGCAUAUCAUCAUCUCGUCCAACUUCACCAGCACCAGGCCACGCUAGGAGUAGAACCGAAGCCAUCGACCAAAGACUCAUCGAAGGCUCCCUGCAACCACGAUACAGCAGUCCAUCCCCACAGCAGCCUUUCAGUACCCUUUCAUCGUCUCUCCACGAUGAAGAUCCGGAAUUGGAUGCUUUUGAUCUGGAACUACUAGCUCAGAACGAUAGACAAAUGGCGAUUCAAGAUGCAGAUCUAGGAUUUCGACCGGCUUCUUCGCUUCAAUUAUCCUUCCAGUGUGACCAUCAGCCGCAGAAUAUCUCUCGUUUCUUUCAGCCAAGUUAUAGUAUCACUCCUCACAGCGGUGAUGCGUCUACUCCGCCGGAUAUUGGGCCAAGAUUACCUUCGAGUCCUUUGGCGCUGUUGAAUCAGAGAAAAGAGGCGAAGCAGAUAGAGCAAUACAAUCUUGAGUUGAAUCAUGGCCCAUAUCAUGAGGAUACUACUCAAUCAUCGCCUCAGGCAUUGUCUACCCAUGUGAGUCCUGGGCCGAAGAUUGGCAACCAGCACCGACAAGGGUCUCUCAGCCAUAUCCCGCCGUCCGUUCGAGGCAUUGUGCUCAUUCCCGUGAACGACAUACCCGAGAAUUAUCGCUCGAUGUUCACUUUCCCAUUGUUCAACGCCAUCCAGUCGAAAUCCUUUCACGCUGUCUAUAACAGCAACGACAACAUCGUCCUCUCGGCACCCACCGGCAGUGGCAAGACAGUGAUCAUGGAACUGGCAAUCUGCAGACUCCUCAACACCCUGAAAGACGAACGUUUUAAAGUCGUCUACCAAGCACCCACGAAGUCACUCUGUGCCGAACGAUUCAGAGACUGGCACUCCAGAUUCUCAAGCCUGAAUCUUAAAUGUGCAGAGUUAACCGGCGACACGGAUCACAUGCAACUGCGCGUUGUGCAGAGUAGUCAGAUUAUCAUCACAACUCCAGAGAAGUGGGAUAGCAUGACUCGGAAAUGGAAAGAUCACGGGAAGUUGAUGCAGCUCGUGAAACUGUUCCUCAUUGAUGAAGUACACAUUCUGAAGGAAACUCGCGGUGCAACCCUCGAGGCGGUUGUAUCCCGGAUGAAGAACAUCGGAUCGAAUGUUCGCUUCGUGGCGCUCAGUGCUACCGUUCCCAAUUCUGAGGAUAUUGCUACUUGGCUUGGCAAGGAUGCCACUAAUCAUCAUGUUCCUGCGCACAGAGAGCAUUUCGGGGAGGAGUUUCGUCCGGUUACGUUAACGAAGGUUGUCUAUGGGUAUCAGUCUACUUUGAAUGACUUUGCUUUUGAUAAAAUCUGUGGCUCGAAGUUGCCCGAGGUCAUCGGAAUGCAUUCACUCCAAAAGCCCAUUAUGAUUUUCUGUUGCACACGAAACUCAUCCCUUUCAACAGCGAAGGAGCUGGCUCGUCUUUGGACGAUGACCAACCCGCCAGCCAGGCUUUGGAAGGGGCCUGCGAGACCUCUCGAUGCUCAUAACGACGACCUGAAGAAAACUAUCGCCGCCGGAGUCGCAUUCCACCAUGCCGGCUUGGGACCCGGGGACCGCCACACAGUCGAAGCAGGCUUUAGGGAUGGCCACAUCAGUGUGAUAUGCUGUACAUCAACCCUCGCAGUGGGAGUCAACUUACCAUGUCACCUGGUGAUAAUAAAAAACACCGUCAGUUGGCAAGACGGGGGCUGCAAGGAAUACUCUGAUCUAGAGAUGAUGCAAAUGCUCGGUCGUGCAGGAAGGCCUCAAUUUGACGACAGUGCGACAGCAGUCAUCCUCACCCGAAAGGAACGUGUGAAUCAUUACGAGCAACUCGUUUCUGGAUCUGAGAGUUUGGAGAGCUGCUUGCAUUUGAAUCUGAUUGAUCACCUCAAUGCCGAGAUUGGACUGGGUAAUAUCUCCGACAUCGACUCCGCUGUCAAAUGGCUUGCUGGGACGUUUUUGUUCGUCAGGCUUCGUCGGAACCCUACGCACUACAAGCUCAAGGAGGGUGCGAAUCAGGAGGACGAGAAUGAACUCUUGCGACAGAUUUGUGCGAAGGACAUUCAUCUCUUGAGGGAGGUUGGGCUUGUUGAAGCUGACAGUCUUUGCUCAACCCAAUUUGGCAAUGCCAUGGCUCGGUACUAUAUCCGAUUUGAGACUAUGAAAGUCUUGUUAUCAUUGAAGCCACGAGCAACACUGUCCGAGACUCUCAACGUUAUCUCCCAAGGCGACGAAUUCCGCGAGAUCCGCCUGAAAGGAGGUGAAAAGUUCCUUUACCGCGAAAUCAACCGUGACCCAGGCAUUCGAUUCCCCAUCAAAGUCGACAUAGCCCUCCCAUGCCACAAAACCUCCCUUCUCCUCCAAUCCGAACUCGGGGCAAUCGACUAUCCAGACAGUGAUCAGCUCCAAAAGUUCAAAUUUACCUUCGCCCAAGACAAAUCCCUCGUCUUUUACCAUGUCAACCGACUAGUCCGCUGCUUAAUCGAUUGCCAGAUUGCGCGCGGAGACUCAAUCGCUAUCCUCAAUGCCCUGGAACUUGCUCGAAGCUUCGGUGCAAAAGUUUGGGACCAUUCCCCUCUCCAGAUGAAGCAGAUCGAGCAAGUCGGCGUGGUUGCUGUUCGGAAAUUUGCUGCUGCUGGUAUUACCAGUAUAGAAUCUCUGGAAGAAACGGAGGCUUAUCGGAUUGAUAUGGUUCUUAGUAAGAAUCCGCCUUUUGGGGCGAAAUUACUCUCUAGGCUGAAGGAGUUUCCCAAGUUGAGGGUUGCUGUUAGGAUGUUGGGGAAGGAAGUCAAUAAUGGAGGUGUCACUCUUCGGUUCAAGGUUGAGGUUGCGUUCAUGAAUGAUAAGAUUCCGACUUUCUUUCAACGACGCCCGGUUUAUGUUUGUUGCUUGACCGAGACGUCCGAUGGCCGCAUGGUUGACUUUCGACGUACUGGUGCGAGCAAGCUUCAGGAACGGUUGGAUAUUGAUCUUUCUGCGGAGUUGACAAGUGCUGAGCAAUUUGUUGUUUGCCAUGUUAUGUGCGAUGAUAUUGCUGGAACGGGAAGGCUGGCUGAGCUCAGACCCAAGCUUUCGCCUCUAUCGUUUACUCCUAUGCGAGAAGGGAAUCUCACUUCAACGGAAGCAAGCCACUCAACGGCAAACAUUUCUCCUUCAAGCAUCCGAGAGAUGGUUGGUAGCAGUUGCACGUCGAGAUCUCACCGAGAUGCGGAAGACCAUGUUCAAAAACGGGUCGUGGACGCAGGCAAAGCAACAAGCAUGUCUCGCUCAAAUGUUUCAGCCGUGGCCAGAAAUACUCCCAAAUCCCGCCGAGACUUCGACGAUCUUGACUUCGAUGGCGACGAUCUGCAACUAGACGAUUUUCUGGCCGUGAAUGAACGCUCAAGUAAACCGAAGCAUUAUUCCAAGCCGACGUUUCAGCCAAAUGAUGAGAUGGACUGGUUCUCGAUCGAUACCACUCCCAGUCCGCCACAGCGAGGAACGAAAAUCUCAAACCCUCGAGACGACGAACGGGCCGCAGACAUGAAAGAUCAAGAAGACGAGAACCCCGAGCCGAUUCGACUUGCUAAUGGCAAAUGGGCUUGCAAUCACAGGUGCAAAGACAAGACAAGCUGCAAGCAUUUCUGCUGCCGGGAUGGCCUGGAAAAGCCUCCGAAGCCUGCCAAAAAGCGGUCCAUCCCUGCUAUCCAGAAGGAGAAUGGCCUCAAUCAAUUGACAAUUUCUGACAGUAUCACGAAAAUCAUUCCUACGAGCAAUUUCAAUCCAGGGAGCCAAAUGGCAAAGCAACGCACCAGUGAAUCCAAGAAAACUGACAAUUCCUCUAAGACAAAAAGCUUGACGUCUCAGGUCGGAAAGAAAUCUUCAACCCAGGCAAAGUUUGCUCUAUCAGACAGAAGCAGAAGUAUCUUUUCGAGCAAGACCAAGCGAGUGUUGAGCCCAUUGAGAAUCCAUUCGAGUGAUUAUGGUGAUGAUGACUUCAACGAUCUGAUCUCUCCAUCACUCCUCCUCGUAGAACCAGGCACCAGCUUCGCAAGACCAAACUCUCCAAUGACAGAAAAGCAAACACAACAUGCCUUCGGAGCUGUCCCCAGCAUCGCGACGAAGCAUGCAACAUGUUCAGCACCAUCUGCUCCUCAAGCUGAGUCCUCUCUUGGAAGCCAAACCAAACCAUCAACCCCCAGAUUCAACACGAGGUAA
This is a messenger RNA of Penicillium canescens, 5466 nucleotides long. RefSeq lists its product as uncharacterized. Gene Ontology annotation, biological process: pyrimidine nucleotide-sugar transmembrane transport. The record is from RefSeq and is a predicted model, not a curated record. Gene Ontology annotation, molecular function: ATP binding; nucleic acid binding; pyrimidine nucleotide-sugar transmembrane transporter activity. The transcript has 13 exons. Gene Ontology annotation, cellular component: Golgi membrane. Bases 1 to 5466 code for a protein of 1821 amino acids. NCBI's taxonomy places the organism in Eukaryota, Fungi, Ascomycota, Eurotiomycetes, Eurotiales, Aspergillaceae.